Molecule: messenger RNA, 1993 nt
Organism: Lepus europaeus (European hare)
Lineage: Eukaryota; Metazoa; Chordata; Mammalia; Lagomorpha; Leporidae
Gene: HCAR2
Product: hydroxycarboxylic acid receptor 2
Exons: 1
Coding region: 48-1139 (363 amino acids)
Biological process (GO): G protein-coupled receptor signaling pathway
Cellular component (GO): membrane
Molecular function (GO): G protein-coupled receptor activity
Source: RefSeq, a predicted model, not a curated record
UCCUUCCCAGGCGAGGCGCUCCUGAGCGGCCCCAGUCUGGUCUCCCCAUGAACCAGCACCGCCCGCAGAGCCAUUUUCUGGAGAUAGACAAGAAGAACUGCUGUGUGUUCCGAGAUGACUUCAUCGCCAACGUGCUGCCGCCCGUGCUGGGGCUGGAGUUCGUGUUCGGGCUGCUGGGCAAUGGCCUCGCCUUGUGGAUUUUCUGCUUCCACCUCAAGUCCUGGAAAUCCAGCCGGAUUUUCCUGUUCAACCUGGCCGUGGCUGACUUCCUCCUGAUCAUUUGCCUGCCCUUCCUGACGGACAACUACGUCAGGAAGUGGGAUUGGAGGUUCGGGGACAUCCCAUGCCGGCUGAUGCUCUUCAUGCUGGCCAUGAACCGCCAGGGCAGCAUCAUCUUCCUCACGGUGGUCGCCGUGGACAGGUACUUCCGGGUGGUCCACCCUCACCACGCCCUGAACAAGAUCUCCAACCGGACAGCGGCCGCCAUCUCCUGCCUGCUGUGGGGCGUCACCAUCGGCCUGACGGUCCACCUCCUGCGCAAAAGGAUGCUGACCCAGAACGGCCCGGCGAAUCUGUGCAGCAGCUUCAGCAUCUGCAACACCUUCCGGUGGCACGACGCCAUGUUCCUUCUGGAGUUCUUCCUGCCCCUCGCCAUCAUCCUCUUCUGCUCCGCCCGGAUCGUCUGGAGCCUGCGGCAGAGGCAGAUGGACAGGCACGUCAAGAUCAAGAGGGCCAUCAACUUCAUCAUGGUGGUGGCCGUGGUCUUCAUCAUCUGCUUCCUGCCCAGCGUGGCCGUGCGGAUGCGCAUCUUCUGGCUCCUGCGCACGGCGGGGACACAGGACUGUGACGUGUACCGCUCCAUCGACCUGGCCUUCUUCAUCACCCUCAGCUUCACCUACAUGAACAGCAUGCUGGACCCUCUGGUCUACUACUUCUCCAGCCCCUCGUUCCCCAACUUCUUCUCUGCGCUCAUCAACCGCUGCCUCCGGAGGAGCCCAGCAGGUGAGCCAGAGAACAACAGGAGCACCAGCGUGGAGCUCACCGGGGACCCGAGCACCGCUCGAAGCGCUCCGGACGCACUAAUGGCUGAGCCCAACGGGCCACGGAGCCCCUCCUACCUGGUCCCAAAUCCUCGUUAGACGGUGGUUCCGAGGAAGGAGACUGUCGGCAAGAAGCGAGAUCUCUGGAGAGACACAGGGCUGGCGCACAGGGCGCUGUGGCUGGACUUGGCUUGAGGCUUCCUGCAACUUCCACACUCAGAGACUCAGAUUUGGAGAGACGGCAUGGUCCUGUGGGCAGUGCGGUUGUGAGGUUCAGCCACAGACAUUGCGAGGGAACAGAUGGCAAACUUCUGGGCAUUCUGCUCCGCCUCCGGUCCCUGCAGCACUGGAGAUGGGCGAACUGUCCAGGUCUCUGCUGGGCAGAGCUGGAGCCCCAGGGCUGCCCCUGGGGGUCUGUGGCUUGGCGGCCUCCUUCCUUCGCCUGCCUGAGACUUGGACGGUUCUCAGCUCCUGGGGUGACGCCUCGCCUGUGUGUGAGCUCCAGCAGAGGCAAAGAGGGCUAACAGACUGGAAGGGACGGACGUGGCUCCUGGUAGAAGCCCAGGGCAUCACGAAAAAGCCCUUAGGUCACCUUACACUUUAGUAGACACGGAGCAGGCAAGGGGACUCAUAAAUUUUGGAUAAUAUCUGAGUUUCCAGCUGUGGUGACAAGGGGAUUAGCCCCAGGAGGGACCGAGCCAAACAGUGUUAUUAGCGGAAAGGAAGUGGUCUUUGUGCUACAGCCAGGCAGGAAUCCGGAUCCUGGAUCCAUUUCUCUCCCGUUUACACUAACGUGAGGGCUGAGCAGUUAAAAGGCUUCGGAUGAAAGCUGCUUCUGUUUGCUUAGGACAUUAACGGGGAGCCGCCCCGGGGUGCCAGGGGCAAGGUUCCUUCUGGCUCACUUGCUUGUGUUUCUGUAUUUAAAAGAAAUUGACCAUUUCAAUAAAUUUUGA